Heterobasidion irregulare TC 32-1 is the source of this 1404-nucleotide messenger RNA. RefSeq names its product major facilitator superfamily. Gene Ontology annotation, molecular function: transmembrane transporter activity. The coding region runs from base 1 to 1404 and encodes 467 amino acids. Gene Ontology annotation, biological process: transmembrane transport. Gene Ontology annotation, cellular component: membrane. The record is from RefSeq and is a predicted model, not a curated record. The transcript is spliced from 13 exons. Lineage: Eukaryota; Fungi; Basidiomycota; Agaricomycetes; Russulales; Bondarzewiaceae.
AUGGCACCGAAGCAGGAUGCUGACGUCGUGCUCCAAUCAGAUCCAGAUAAUGUCGAUAAUGCGAUUCCAGGUGCAGCUGGGGCGUUCAGACUGUACAAGAGGCGAUGGAUAGGCGUUUUUUCAUUGUUUGUUCUGGAAGUGGUCGCCAGCAUGAGUUGGCCAUGGUUUGGGCCGAUAUCUGACAGCGUCGUCGAUCAGUUUGGGUUCACACUCGACGAGGUCAGUUGGCUAGGGAACAUCAUUGCCUGCAUUUAUCUCCCAACGAGUUUUCUCGUCCCCAUCAUCACCCGACGCUAUGGGAUCAGACGAUGCUGUCAGAUUGGCACCGUGGCACUUCUCAUCUCGGCGUGGGUUCGCUAUGCAGGCACCGUGCGCUCUCUAUCCAAGCACAGCGCAUACGCCCUCAUAAUUUUUGGCCAGUUAUUUUCUGCUAUCGCACAGCCUGUCUUCCAAAUUCUGGGCCCGAAGUACUCCGAGGUCUGGUUUGAUCUCAAGGGACGCACGACGGCAACCAUGAUCCUCGCCAUCUCCAAUCCCAUUGGAGGUGCAAUUGGCCAACUCAUCUCCCCCAUCGUGGGCGAUGUUCGACAGUCUAUUCUAGUCUUAGGAAUCGUCUCCACGGUUGUCACGCCUGCCGUCUUCCUCGUCUUCGAGAAGCCACCAAUUCCCCCGACGUACGCCGGGUCCCAAAAGUCCCCUUCCAUCUUCUUGCUCAUUAAUGCUGCGGUUGGUCGGCCAGUUCCUCGCGAGGCGUACAUGACGCCGCGUGAGCGUGCAGAUUUUGGAAUUCUCGUCUUCGUGUUUGCAGUGUUGCUCUCUGCGAUCAACACAUUUUCAGUCAUGAGUUCUCAAUGGAUGGCACCUUACGGCUAUUCUGAUGAUACCACGGGCCUCAUGGGCGCAACGCUCCUCCUCGUAGGUAUAGUGGCGGCUCUCGCGAGCGCACCGGUCUUCGACCGCAUUCUUACUCGUCAUCUGGGUAUCACGAUACGCCUGCUAUGCCCUAUCAUCGGUGCGGGGUGGUUCGCGCUUAUCUGGGCCGCUAAACCGAAGGACACGGCAGGCCUGUUCGUAAUCAUGGCCAUCAUCGGUGCCGCGUCGAUAGCGUUGUUACCUGUGGCGCUUGAGCUCGCAUGCGAGCUUACUAGAAACGCAGACGGGAGCUCCGCCGUACUCUGGUUUUUCGGCAACCUCUUCAGCAUAAUAUUCCUAACAUCCCAAAGCGCCCUCCGUGCGCCAUCUACUGGAUCCCCACCGCUCAAUAUGCACCGCGCAAUCAUAUUCAAUGCUGUAUUUACUACCUUCGCCGUGUUGCUUGUCUUUGGACUCGAAGGUCGACAGGCUCGAAGGGAGCGGGACGAGAUGGUGGUUAGGGGUGAAGUUGGUGAGGCUGGCGAGACGUAA